GCAGAGGUCACCCAUCCAGGGAGGGAUCAACAUGGCCGACGCACCCCGGACUGUACUGAUCUCAGGCUGCUCGUCGGGAAUUGGCCUGGAGCUCGCAGUACAGCUGGCUCAUGACCACAGGCAGCGCUACCAAGUGGUGGCCACCAUGAGGGACCUGGGAAAGAAGGGGGCACUGGAAGCAGCUGCUGGAGAGGCUCUGGGGCAGACCCUCACCGUGGCCCAGCUGGACGUGUGCAGUGACGAGUCAGUGGCCCAGUGUCUCAGCUGCAUCCAGGGAGGGGAAGUGGACGUGCUGGUGAAUAAUGCUGGAGUGGGCCUGGUGGGGCCCUUGGAGGGCCUCAGCCUAGCUGCCAUGCAGAACGUCUUCGACACCAACUUUUUCGGGGCUGUGCGUCUCGUCAGAGCUGUGCUUCCUGGCAUGAAGAAAAGGAGAAAGGGCCACAUUGUGGUGGUCAGCAGUGUGAUGGGGCUGCAGGGUGUCGUGUUCAAUGAAGUCUAUGCAGCCUCCAAGUUCGCCCUGGAGGGAUUCUUUGAGAGCCUGGCUGUCCAGCUGCUGCAGUUCAACAUCUUCAUCACCCUGGUGGAACCUGGUCCAGUGGUCACUGACUUUGAGGGGAAGCUCCUGGAGCAGGUUUCCACAGCCGAGUUCCCAGACACUGACCCUGACACCUUGCACUACUUCCGAGAUUUCUACCUCCCAGCCUCCAGGGAGCUCUUUCGCUCUGUAGGGCAGAGCCCACAGGAUGUGGCCCAGGUCAUCGUCAAGGUCAUCAGUUCACCCAGACCCCCCCUGCGCCGACAGACCAACGCCCGCUACACCCCGCUGGCUGCACUCAAGGCUGUGGACCCCUCCGGCAGCCUUUACGUGCGCACCUCCCACCGCCUGCUCUUCCGCUGGACGCGCUUCCUCAACCUUGGCCUCCGAUGUCUGGCCUGUGGCUGCCUCCGCAUCCGAAUAUGGCCCCGGUGAGCAGAGCUUCACCCGCCCCCCCACCACCACCAUGGUCAGGGCUGGGGCAGAAAGAGGGAGCCUUGGACCCUGGGCUGAGGAGCCCAGAGUAGGGAGGCUGGAGCUGUGUCUGGGAAGGUAAGGUAGGCUUCCUGGAGGAGGGGACAUUGUUGCUGGACCUUGAAAGAUGAAAUAGACUGCCUCAUUCAACCUCUGGACUUUAUUAUCUUGGGCCUGGAAAUACAAGGAUGAUCUAAAACGCCUUCUACAUAGAACCGAGUUGACUAAGGGGUCUUCAAGACUUUUCCGGUCACACAGCCCAUCAGCAAAAUGUUUCAUGCACUCACCAGCGGCACAUGUAUAUUUUUUUCAUCAGAUAUAUAUUUGUUACCACUAGCAAUCCCUAUAUUAAAUAUUUAAUAAAGCUCAACUCCCUAUGUCUAAAUAAAAAAUUUAAAAAGCAAUAAGGUUCACUUCACACACAUUAGAACGACUGCUACAAAUAAACCGCGCAAACAAACAAAACUCGAGAAGAUAACAAGUGUUGGUGACAAUGUGAGGAAAUUGGAACCUUUGUGCACUGUCGGUGAGAAUGUAAAAUGGUACUGUCACUAUGGAAAAUAGCACGAUAGUUCCUCAAAAAACGAGACAGAAUUAUCACGUGACUCAGCAGUUCCACUUCUGGGUGUGACCCCAAAGAAUUGAAAGCAGGGUCUCAAGGAGAUAUUGGCACACCCACAUUCAUGGCAGCAUGAUUCACAACGGCCAAAUGUGGAAGCAACCCCAUCAACGGGUCCAUCAACAGAAGACUGGAUAAACACAAUGAGGUACAUCCAUUCCAUACGAUGGAAUAUUAUUCAGCCUUAAAAAGGAAGUCAGUUCCAACACCUGCUACAACACGAAUAAACCUCGAGAGCAUUAUACUCCGUGAAAUAAGCUAGACACGAAAGGACAGAUACUGUAGGAUUCCACUUGGAUGAGGUCCCUAGAGGAGUCCCAUUCACAGAGAUAGGAAGUAGAUGGUGGGCUCCAGGAGGGGGUGGGGAGUCAGUGUUUUGGGGGGACAGAGUCUCCGUUUGCAAGACAUAAUGAGUUCUGGAGAUGGGUGGUAGGGAGGGCUGCACAACCACGAGAAUGUACUUAACGCCACAGAACUGAACACUUAAAAACGGUGAGGAUGGUAAAUUUCGUGUUAUGUACAUUUUAUCACAAUUAAAUUUUUUAUUUUUCAUUA
This is a messenger RNA of Neofelis nebulosa (Clouded leopard), 2183 nucleotides long. It is a transcript of the gene RDH8, whose product is annotated as retinol dehydrogenase 8. Lineage: Eukaryota; Metazoa; Chordata; Mammalia; Carnivora; Felidae. Gene Ontology annotation, biological process: estrogen biosynthetic process. Bases 32 to 970 code for a protein of 312 amino acids. Gene Ontology annotation, cellular component: cytoplasm. The transcript has 6 exons. Gene Ontology annotation, molecular function: estradiol 17-beta-dehydrogenase [NAD(P)+] activity. The record is from RefSeq and is a predicted model, not a curated record.